Messenger RNA from Triticum dicoccoides, 1677 nucleotides. Its product is annotated as calreticulin-3-like. The transcript has 14 exons. Gene Ontology annotation, cellular component: endoplasmic reticulum; endoplasmic reticulum membrane. Gene Ontology annotation, biological process: ERAD pathway; protein folding. Gene Ontology annotation, molecular function: calcium ion binding. The record is from RefSeq and is a predicted model, not a curated record. The coding region runs from base 70 to 1350 and encodes 426 amino acids. Lineage: Eukaryota; Viridiplantae; Streptophyta; Magnoliopsida; Poales; Poaceae.
AAGCCCAGCAGACGCAGCAGCUCGGCUGGUAGCCACUACCUACUCCUCUUCUCCGGUGAGCCACCGGCGAUGGGUAGCAGCCGCCGGCGGGGCGACCGCCAGCUCCUGCACCGCCUCCUCGCGCUCUCGUCGCUGCUCCUGCUCGCCUCCGGGGAGGUCAUCUUCGAGGAGCGAUUCGAAGAUGGUUGGGAGACUCGGUGGGUGAAAUCCGAUUGGAAAAGGAGCGAAGGGAAAGCCGGUACAUUCAAGCACACGGCAGGAAAAUAUUCCGGAGAUCCUGAUGACAAAGGCAUUCAAACAACAAUAGAUGCUAGGCAUUUUGCUAUCUCAGCCAAGAUACCGGAGUUCAGUAACAAGGGCCGAACAUUGGUGGUCCAGUAUUCCAUAAAGUUUGAGCAGGAAAUUGAAUGUGGUGGCGGCUAUAUUAAGCUAAUGUCUGGUUAUGUCAACCAGAAGAAAUAUAGCGGAGACACUCCAUACAGCUUGAUGUUUGGGCCAGAUAUAUGUGGGACUCAAACAAAGAAGCUGCAUCUUAUACUCUCUUACCAGGGGCAGAACUACCCUAUCAAGAAAGAUCUACAAUGCGAAACCGACAGGCUGACGCAUGUUUACACAUUCAUUCUUAGGCCCGACGCAUCUUAUAGUUUACUUGUUGAUAACCGUGAAAGAGAAUCUGGGAGCAUGUACACUGAUUGGGACAUCUUGCCUCCUCGUAAAAUUAAGGAUGUUGGUGCCAAAAAGCCUAAGGAUUGGGAUGACAGAGAGUACAUUGAGGAUCCAGAUGCGGUUAAACCUGAGGGAUAUGAUUCUAUUCCAAGAGAGAUUCCUGACCCAAAGGAUAAAAAGCCCGACACAUGGGACGAUGAUGAUGAUGGCAUAUGGAAACCUAGAAGGAUACCGAAUCCAGCAUACAAAGGACAGUGGAAGCGCAAGAAAAUUAAGAACCCUAACUACAAGGGUAAAUGGAAGAUCCCAUGGAUUGAUAAUCCAGAGUUUGAGGAUGAUCCAGAUUUAUAUGCACUGAAACCUCUGAAGUAUAUUGGAAUUGAAGUUUGGCAGGUAAAAGCCGGCUCAGUAUUUGACAACAUUCUCAUUUGCGAUGACCCGGAAUAUGCAAAACAGGUUGCCGAUGAAACAUGGGGUGCAAAUAAGGAGGCUGAAAAGGAGGCUUUUGAAGAAGCUGAAAAGGAGAGGAAAGCUAGAGAAGAUAAGGAAGCUCAACAAGCAAGGGAGGAAGGAGAGCGACGGAGGAGAGAGAGGGGUGAUCGACACCGUGGUAGGGACCAUUACAAGGACAGAUACAAAAGACGCAACAGAGAUCACUGGGAUGACUACCAUGAUGAGCUUUGAAGCCCCCCAAAAUCUUCAAUUCUUCCAAGGAGAAACUGGGUUUUGACACAGACAUUGUGUUAUAGUUGCUUCAAAUAAAUGAUAAUUGAAGUGUUUCUUGUCUCGUGUGAGGGAAACUGAUUGAAUUGACCACGAAGAUCAUUCCUAUGUAACAGCAGGACAGACAAUUCCACUUAUCCUGGAAAGUAAAAAAUCUUGGCCUUGGCCCUGAAAUGCGAUGUUGUGUGUGUAGUGUACAUGGUCGGUGAUGUACUUCCUUUUUGUAAACUCAGAACAUUACCUUUGCUGAUAUAAUAAAGAGGUUCCAUAUUUAUUGCAUAACACAAA